AAAGGCGCGUGCCUGAUGACGCAGUCACUCUUUUUGCCGAGUAUCAUGGGAAAAUAACAUAGCAGGCUAGCACGCGCAGGAAGAGAGGAGAAGAACCGACACCUCCGCGGAACGAAACUAUUCCCUUGUCGGCUUGUUGGAUAUUUAGCGUGUGUCGCUGUCGAGCGAGUUCGCGGAAGAGGUCAGCAUCGUUCCUGCUUCAGAUACUAAAGCCCGUCGAGAUUACAUUCAGAAGAUAAGCAGAAACUUUAUCAAGCGAGGUUACAGUCGACGGCGGUGUAAAUAUGAGUUACAAGCCGAUCGCCCCCGCACCCACCGGCUCCAACCACACGCCACCAGGAUCAUGUGGCUCAUCUCCAUCACUGGCUUCCUCUUCUAACUUUAGACCAGCAUUUAGUGACUUUGGUCCACCAUCAAUGGGCUUUGUACAACCUGUUAAAGUGUCACAGGGAUCUACCUAUAGUGAGCUGCUCUCUGUCAUUGAGGAGAUGAGCCGUGAAAUUCGUCCUACCUAUGCUGGCAGCAAAAGUGCCAUGGAGAGGCUGAAGAGAGGUAUCAUCCACGCACGUGCUCUUGUCAGGGAGUGUCUAGCGGAGACAGAGCGAAGUGUUCGCACAUAACAUCCACACACACGCACCCUCCCUCUGGUACUUGUCUUAUCUUGCCCUAUUGGUCUGCAUGCUCCUUCUCUUUGCCAAGCUAUUACAACACCAUGUCUUUCUAUCUUUCUUAAUGACCUUUUUCCAUCAUGCAUAGCCAUCUCCCCGUUGUACACCUCAUGUAGUGUAAAUGCGAUUAGCAUAUCAGUUUUUUAAGCCCAAUUUUUGCAAUUCUGUAUUUAAAUAAAAAAACAAACAAACAAAAAA
Molecule: messenger RNA, 866 nt
Organism: Sinocyclocheilus anshuiensis
Lineage: Eukaryota; Metazoa; Chordata; Actinopteri; Cypriniformes; Cyprinidae
Product: cyclin-dependent kinase 2-associated protein 2-like
Exons: 6
Coding region: 285-620 (111 amino acids)
Biological process (GO): negative regulation of G1/S transition of mitotic cell cycle; regulation of microtubule cytoskeleton organization
Cellular component (GO): nucleus; cytoplasm; microtubule
Source: RefSeq, a predicted model, not a curated record